AUGUCGCGACAAACUCGUUCCGCUACUAAACGUUUAACCCGUGUUCAAAUUUCAACGCCACCAAUUAACACUGUACCCCGCUCAUCUCCAUCGUCACCGUUAGAAACCCGCCUCUUCGCGAACCCGCAAGAAUGGGAAUCUUAUCUCACCGACAACCACGUCACAAACUCUUCAGGCCUCUGGCUCAAAAUCGCAAAGAAAUCUAGUCCCAUCCCCUCAAUAACAUACGACCAAGCUCUCGACACAGCACUUUGUCACGGCUGGAUCGACGGCCAACGCAAAUCCCUCGAUGAAACGCACUUCAUCCAACGCUUCACGCCGCGUCGAAAAGGAAGUUUGUGGUCACAGCGUAACGUGAAAAAAGUCGAUGCGCUCAUCGCUAAGGGAAAGAUGAAACCCGCUGGACAGGCCGAAAUUAACGCGGCGAGAGAGGAUGGACGGUGGGAGAGGGCGUAUUCGUCAAGUAGUAACGCGUCUGUACCUGAUGAUUUCCAAAAGGCGUUGGAUGAGAACAAAGCGGCGGGUGACUUUUUUGCGGGGUUGGGAAAGACAAAGAGGUAUGUUUUCAUUCAGAGGUUGGAAACUGCGAAAAAACCAGAGACGAGAUCAAAGAGGAUUGAACAGUUUAUUACGCUUCUUGCGAGUGAGAAGAGUUUGUAG
This is a messenger RNA of Fusarium poae, 660 nucleotides long. RefSeq lists its product as uncharacterized. Lineage: Eukaryota; Fungi; Ascomycota; Sordariomycetes; Hypocreales; Nectriaceae. The coding region runs from base 1 to 660 and encodes 219 amino acids. The record is from RefSeq and is a predicted model, not a curated record. The transcript has a single exon.